Pimephales promelas (fathead minnow) is the source of this 888-nucleotide messenger RNA. RefSeq names its product family with sequence similarity 219 member B (gene fam219b). NCBI's taxonomy places the organism in Eukaryota, Metazoa, Chordata, Actinopteri, Cypriniformes, Leuciscidae. The record is from RefSeq and is a predicted model, not a curated record.
CAAUCAGCCGAGUGUGACGUCAGCGGAAGAAGAAGAAGCGCUCUGUGUACAGCUGUGUUUAUAUACUCUAUUAGCAUCACUUUCGAUUAUGUGAUUUAAGACAUGAUUUCUGAUUUAAACUUUAAUUCUGAAACACCGACAUGAGCGACACGAUGGAGAGCCGAGAGCAGCGCACUCUUGUGUCCGAGCGAGAGGCUUCAGAAGAGACCAAGAGACGGGGAAACAGGGAUCAGCCGAACACAGGAGACGGGCGAGAGAAGACCGGACCGUAUCUCAUGACCAAAGCUCAUGCUCUCAACACCAAACUCCAGCGACAGAGAGAGUCGGCCAGACGAGUUCUGCUGCAGAGAGGCUCGAGUCCAGCCAGGUCUUCGCUUCAUCCGCCGAGACACAAACCAAAGACUGUGAAGUUUAAUAAGGGAUACGCUGCCUUGAGUCAGACAGGAGAAGAUUCGCUCAUCUCGCUGGAUUCAGACAGUGAUGCGGAGCUGGAUUGUUCGUCUGGAUAUUCCUCAGCUGAGGUGCACCCGGACCUGAGUCGGCAGCUGCUGAAGGAUGGAUAUCACCUGGAUGAAAUCCCUGAUGAUGAAGAUCUGGACCUCAUUCCCCCGAAAGCCUUGAGCUCCUCCGUCUGCUGCUGCGCUGAUGUUUCAUCCUGCUGUGUGCAGUGAAGUGUGUGUGUGUGUGUGUGUGUGUGUUUAAUGGAUCAAAGAGUUCUGCCCAAGUUCUUACAGUGUUUUUAAGAACAGUCAUUUUGUUUGUGAUGGUUGAAGCCCCGCGUCGUUCAUUCUGUUGGUAAAACACUUGUUUUCGACGCUCAUGCAAGUGUGAUUCGCUAGUGUCCGUAUCCCACAAAACCGCUUCGCAACCCUGUCAUUAAUCACCCUA